GAGAAAGUGUCUGGCCGCGCACAUAAAUCACGAGACGUCGAUACGAUCAAAAUGCCGAACAGAUUCGUGACUUUGGCAGCGAUUGUUCUGCCCACCGCCGCCGCCUUUUGGUUCGACCCAAGCACAGGCAAAUGUGAAGGCCAAUUUCAACCCUGCCCGUCGCAACCUGCCGAGCGGGUGAUAUGCCGGUUCGGUAGCUUUUUGCAGUGCUACGAUUCUUCUUACGAGGAGGUCAUACUGCCUUGUACAGAGAACCAUGACAACAGUACUACACAUGAACUGCCCAGGGGCCUCCCUUGCAAAAAUGAAACUCUGUCCUCAACUUUAACUGCAAGUGUCACAACACAAAUGACUUCUAUUAUCACAAACUCAACGAAGACUACAAAAAUACCAACAAAGACGACAACCAUUUCAAAAUACAACGUGACUGAGGAUAUCUUGGACUCCAAAGAUUUUUUUGCUGAGGGAGAAUCCCCGUCUGGAUUAAGUUUUGACAAGUUUGUGCACAGCGCCAGGCCCACCUUGAUUGUUAUAGCGUCUUUAGCAGGAAUAAUAUUGACUCUUACAAUUCUGAUCUGCAUCGUUUCCUACACCAGCUGUGUGAGAAAACAAUUUGAUGAUUAUACGCCAUGUUAAUAAAAUUAAAAAAAAAAACAUUAUAAUAAUUUUAUACUUUCAAGUGCUGAUGAUUUAAUAAAAUAAAAUAUUUCUUGCAAUCGAUCUCAAUGUUUAAAAUUUCUUUUGGAGCAUAAAUUAUCAGCUUUUUAAAAUAAUUAUAAAAUUAGAUUCAAUCCAUCAAAGUUUGAAUUUUUUAUUAUUUUAAUGAAGUAAAAAUAUACAAGGAGGAGCGUGACAGCUCCCAAUCAGCACUGCAAAUUAUUAUUUUUUCUUUUCAAAUAAAACUUGAUGACAUUGAUGACUUUGUAAAAAAAUUAAAAGCCUAAGACAGCAGAAAAAAUAUUUGCGUAAUUUUUAUUACACAAAUAUGCAGUGAGCUGGUCUAUAUUUUUGUCAUAAGAAAUAUUUUAUUUUAUUACCCACAGUGCACUAUGCAAUAAUUGAAGUCUUGAAUUUCUUCACUCGCAAAAAAUAAAAUAAAAGAUAAAAUAUUAUAAAUUAUUCGUAUGUAUACAAAUGAAUAUACUGUUGUUAAAAACUAAUUUUACAAAUGAACAAAAUGUUUCCUAGGAAUAAAAAGCUUCGCCAUCUGGUAACCCAAAUUAUCAGUAUAUAUU
Molecule: messenger RNA, 1235 nt
Organism: Neocloeon triangulifer
Lineage: Eukaryota; Metazoa; Arthropoda; Insecta; Ephemeroptera; Baetidae
Exons: 3
Coding region: 52-636 (194 amino acids)
Source: RefSeq, a predicted model, not a curated record